AUGGAUAUAAAAGAGCUAAGGAAGGACAUUGUUAUUCCCGACUAUUGUUAUGCUGGUGGUGGUGAGCUCAGGUCGCUCAAUGCUUGGUUUGGCCCAUCUGGGACAGUGACACCAUUGCACCAUGAUCCGCACCAUAAUAUUCUUGCUCAGGUUGUUGGCAGGAAAUACAUAAGGCUUUACCCUGCUUCAAUAUCGGAGGAGCUAUACCCACACCCUGAAACCAUGCUUAGCAAUACCAGCCAGGUUGAUUUGGACAAUAUAGACGGAGACGAGUUUCCAAAGAUGCAGGAUUUGGAAUUUCUUGAUUGCAUUUUAGAGGAGGGUGAAAUGCUGUAUAUCCCUCCAAAAUGGUGGCACUACAUCCGAUCUCUCACUACAAGUUUUUCGGUUAGUUUUUGGUGGAAUGAUAGCGGAAGUUCACUUGUUUCCUGA
Molecule: messenger RNA, 432 nt
Organism: Ilex paraguariensis (yerba mate)
Lineage: Eukaryota; Viridiplantae; Streptophyta; Magnoliopsida; Aquifoliales; Aquifoliaceae
Source: the annotation of a GenBank genome assembly